AUGUCGAACCAGCCAGCUCCCCAACUGAAUAUCGAUCGCUACGUGGUGAUCCAUGUGGCCACCACCUGUGAUGAGCACGGUGUCUAUGUUACAAAGGACUCGGCCGAGGUAAUCGAGCUCGGAUGGAUCUUGCUCGAUGCCAAGUCCCUCGAAGAGGUUGCUCGCGAUAGUGUUCUUGUUAAGCCCAUCAACACCCCCAUCACCCCCUCUGCAGUAACGAGCCUAACGACCUUGACCUGGGAACAUGUACGAAAUGCCGGCACUUUUAGGGAUGCGAUUAACCGUUUUGAUGCGUUUGCCAAUGAGCACCUUACCUCCCAAAACUUUGACUUCGUCUUCGUCACCCUUGACUCGUGGGAUCUUCGUGUCCAGCUCCCUCGCGAGGCUCGGGACAAGGCCGUUGUCUUGCCACCCUAUCUCCAGCACUCACGUACAUUCGAUCUUCGCACCGAGUACCAGAGGUGGCAGCAACAUCACCCUGAAUCACUCCCCUUCGGCCCUUCGAUGCUCAGCAACAUCUGCGCCGCCCUCGAGGUCGAGCCCGUCCAGUCUAGCGCACCUAUCAAGCACAACCUCCCCUUCCACCUGCAAGCCUUGGCUCCGGCCUCGCCUCGACGCGCCAUGGAGGAGGCCGUCACGCUUGCCCGUGUCCUCCGUGGCUUGAUUCGCAAGUCACAGCCGCCUCAUGAGCACCCUGACGUGCUCACCCGCCCCAUGGACGCUAGAGCCGACGUGAGGGCUUUCCUCUCCGAGCGUAGCAAGGUCUUGCAUAUGUCUGGCCUGCCUCAUGAUACCACUCAGUCGGAGCUUGAGAGCUGGUUCACCCAGUUUGGCGGACGACCGAUCGCCUUCUGGACCUUGCGUACUCCGGAGCAGCACAAGCCCACUGGCACCGGCUUUGCCGUCUUUUCGUCUCACGAAGAGGCUGCCGAGAGCCUCUGCAUGAACGGCCGUGCCCUUAACGAGAAAGCCAUCGAGGUUUCGCCCUCUUCCAGUCGUGUCCUGGACCGCGCCGCUGAGAUUCUCACCCCAUUCCCUCCCAGCAAGAACCGACCCCGACCUGUGGCGGCGGCGGUGGUGGUGGUGGUGGUGGCUAUGGCCCCCGGCCAUGAUGCCCCUCCUCAGCACAUGGGCCACCACGGCCCCAUGGGUGGCCACGGUCAUGGUGGUGGGCGGAUGGGUGGCAGCGGUGUUGUCCCCUUCCGUGCCGGUGACUGGAAGUGCGGUAACGAGGUUUGCGGCUACCAUAACUUUGCCAAGAAUGUGUGCUGUCUUCGCUGCGGUGCUAGCCGAGCUGGUGCCGCCGUUGUGGCGGACUCGGGCUAUCCUUCGCCCAUGGAUGGCGGCUCAAACUAUCCCAUGAGCCAAAAUUCUAUGGGCAGUGGCCAUGGCCACGGGCCUUUGCAUCUCCCGCCGGGAGCUUCGCGUCCGGCGGUAACUACGGCGGUCAGCACUUUGGCGGCCCCCUAG
Parascedosporium putredinis is the source of this 1470-nucleotide messenger RNA. Lineage: Eukaryota; Fungi; Ascomycota; Sordariomycetes; Microascales; Microascaceae. The record is from the annotation of a GenBank genome assembly.